GGCGGGGGACGCCCCCGCGCAGCUGAGCGGUCGGUCGCGGUUGACCAGCCGACCGGCCCGAUAGGACCUGGCGCCGAGGGAGACGUGAGCUGUGGAGACGCGGAGGAGCGAGGCGCCGCGGCCUGAGUGGACCCAAUGAAAAGAGCAUGACAUUUGGAGGUGGAAGACUUGGUUUCAAAUUCCUGCUCCUUCACUUAAUAAUUUUGUGAUUUGGAAAUAUAUAUGCAAGAUGUUGACAUUGCAAACUUGGACAGUGCAAGCCUUGUUAAUUUUUCUCACCACUGAAUCUUUAGGUGAACUUCUAGAUCCAUGUGGUUAUAUCAUCCCUGAAUCUCCAGUUGUACAACUUGGUUCUAAUUUCACUGCAGUUUGUGUGCUAAAGGAAAAAUGUAUGGAUUAUUUUCAUGUAAAUGCUGAUUACAUUUUCUGGAAAACAAACCAUGUCACUGUUCCUCAUGAACAAUAUACUGUCAUAAACAGAACAGCAUCUAGUGUCACUUUUACAGAUAUAUCUUUAUUAAAUAUUCAACUCACGUGCAAUAUUCGUAUAUUUGGACAGAUUGAUCAGAACGUUUAUGGAAUCAGAAUAAUUUCAGGCUUGCCUCCAGAAAAACCUAAAAAUUUGAGUUGCAUUGUGAAUGAAGGAAAGAGAAUGAUGUGUCAGUGGGAUCCUGGAAGGGAAACAUACCUGGAAACAAACUUCACUUUAAAAUCUGAAUGGGCAACAGAGAAGUUUGCUGAUUGUAAAACAAAACGUGACACCCCUGCCUCAUGCACUGUUGAUUAUUCUCCUGUGUAUUUUGUCAACAUUGAAGUCUGGGUAGAAGCAGAGAAUGCCCUUGGGAAGGUUACAUCAGAUCAUAUCAAUUUUGAUCCUGUAGAUAAAGUGAAGCCCAAUCCACCACGUAAUUUAUCAGUCAGCAACUCAGAGGAACUGUCUAGUAUCUUAAAAUUGACAUGGAUCAACUCAAGUAUUAUGGGUUAUAUAAGACUGAAAUAUAACAUUCAGUAUAGGACCAAAGAUGCUUCAACUUGGAGUCAGAUUCCUCCUGAAGAUACAGCAUCUGCCCGGUCUUCAUUCACUGUUCAGGAUCUUAAACCUUUUACAGAAUAUGUGUUUAGGAUUCGUUGUAUGAAGGAAGAUGGUAAAGGAUUCUGGAGUGACUGGAGUGCAGAAGCAAAUGGGAUUACAUAUGAAGAUAGACCAUCCAAGGCACCAAGUUUCUGGUAUAAAAUGGAGCCAUCCCAUACUCAUGGCUAUAGAUCUGUACAGCUUAUAUGGAAGACAUUGCCUCCUUUUGAAGCCAAUGGAAAAAUCUUGGAUUAUGAAGUGACUCUUACAAGAUGGAAGUCACGUUUACAAACUUACUCAGUUAAUGACACAAAACUGACAGUAAAUCUCACAAAUGAUCACUAUAUAGCAACUCUGACAGCAAGAAAUCUGGUUGGCAAAUCAGAUGUAUCUGUUUUAACUAUCCCUGCCUGUGACUUUCAAGCUACUCGCCCCAUAACGGACCUUAAAGCAUUUCCCAAAGAUAACAUGCUCUGGGUAGAAUGGACUGCUCCAAAUGAAUCUGUAAACAAAUAUGUACUUGAAUGGUGUAUAUUAUCAGAUAAAUCGCCCUGUAUCCCAGACUGGCAACAAGAAGAUGGUAAUGUACACCGCACCUAUUUAAGAGGGAACCUAGCAGAGAGCAAAUGUUAUCUGAUAACAGUUACUCCAGUAUAUGCUGAUGGACCAGGAAGCCCCAAAUCUAUAAAGGCAUACCUUAAACAAGCUCCACCUUCCAAAGGACCUACUGUUCGGACAAAAAAAGUGGGGAAAAAUGAAGCUGUCUUAGAGUGGGAGCAGCUUCCUGUUGAUGUUCAGAAUGGAUUUAUCAGAAAUUAUACAAUAUUUUAUAAAACCAAUAUUGGAAAUGAAACCGCUGUGAAUGUGGAUUCUUCCCACACAGAAUAUACACUGUCCUCUCUGACAAGUGACACUUUAUACAUGGUACGAAUGGCAGCGUACACUGACGAAGGUGGAAAGGAUGGUCCAGAAUUCACAUUUACUACUCCAAAGUUUGCUCAAGGAGAAAUUGAAGCCAUAGUUGUGCCUGUUUGCUUAGCAUUUCUAUUGAUAACCCUUUUGGGAGUAUUGUUCUGCUUUAAUAAGCGAGACCUAAUUAAAAAACACAUCUGGCCUAACGUUCCAGAUCCUUCAAAGAGUCAUAUUGCCCAGUGGUCACCUCACACACCUCCUAGGCAUAAUUUUAAUUCAAAAGAUCAAAUAUAUUCAGAUGGCAAUUUCACUGAUGUAAGUGUUGUGGAAAUAGAAGCUAAUGACAAAAAGCCUUUUCCAGAAGAUCUGAAAUCAUUGGACCUAUUCAAGAAGGAAAAAAUUAGUACUGAAGGACACAGCAGUGGUAUUGGAGGGUCUUCAUGCAUGUCAUCUUCUAGACCAAGCAUUUCUAGCAGUGAUGAAAAUGAAUCUGCACAAAAUACUUCAAGCACUGUCCAGUAUUCCACUGUGGUGCAUAGUGGCUACAGACACCAAGUUCCAUCAGUCCAAGUCUUCUCAAGAUCCGAGUCCACCCAGCCCUUGUUAGAUUCUGAAGAACGGCCAGAAGAGCUACAGUUGGUAGAUAAUGUAGAUGGCAAUGAUGGCAUUUUGCCAAGGCAACAGUAUUUCAAACAAAACUGCAGUCAACAUGAAACCAGUCCAGAUAUUUCACAAUUUGAAAGGUCAAAGCACGUCUCAUCAAUCAAUGAAGAAGAUUUUGUUAGACUUAAACAGCAGCAGAUUUCAGAUAUUUCACAGUCCUGUGGAUCUGGGCAAAUGAAAAUGUUUCAGGAAGUUUCUGCAGCAGAUGCUUUUGGUCCAGGUACUGAGGGACAAGUGGAGAGAUUUGAAACAUUUGGGAUGGAGGCUGUGAUUGAUGAAGGAAUGCCAAAAAGUUACUUACCGCAGACUGUAAGACGAGGUGGAUACAUGCCUCAGUGAAAGACUAGUUCUUGUUACAAUUUCAGCAGUACCUGUAAAAGCUAAAAAUAUUUUAUCUGUGAUUUCAGAUAAAAGUAAUCUUCACUCAUUGAAGAUGACCAUUUGCCCUUAAGGACAAGAAUGUACUGUCCUCCCACAUGGACUAUUUCCAUUCCAGAAAAUCUGGGAUUCUACUUUAAGCACUACAUAAACUGACUUCAUCCUCUGAAUAGCUGAAUGACUUUGUGCUGUUUCAGGAUGUUUGCACUGAAGUAAAACAGAAAGUUUCUCUGAAAUUUGUAAAGUAAAACUGUAUUACCUAGAAAACAGGAUAUUUAAAUAAGCAUUGAUAAAACUUAGCAUGGCUAUACUGGUUUUAGUGUGAAUAGCCAUCAAAUACAGUGACUUAGGGAGAGAGAGAGGAACCAAGGUCUAGAUCCUCUGUAUCGGCUUAUAACAUAAUUUUAAAAGAGGUCCGGGUGGCCUAACUAUAGGAGCUCAACUUUUGUUGUCUGACAAAAAAAAUUGGGGCUCAUUUAUAAUUAUACCAAUACAUAAAAUAUUAGUUCUCUUCCAUUGGUAAUGAUGCUGCCAGUUACUAAGAAAAGGAAUUCUGGAGUUUUAACUUGGCAAAUUAAUAUUAAUUUUUGCAUAUAAUCAAUCCAACUAAAUUUCCCAAAACUCGAUAUUGUUAACAUCUUUGAAAGUCCAUUUCACAAAUUCAGUAGAGUACCCAGCUAAGAGCUUGGAAUGAAUGCCAAUCUUAAGCAUUUAAAAUACUCUUUGCCAUUUAUAAAGACUUAAAUUGUUAACCUUUUCUUUAUAAACAUUUUUGACCUUAAGAUUUCAGAGAAUUCCGGUUGAUGAAGCACUUUAUAUAAUGUCUUCAGCUUAAAAUGUGUUUUAAUUUAAUAUGCUUUGUUUUUAUGUUUAAGUAGGCCAAGACUGAAUUUUUUUUUUUCCUACUGGUGUUUGAAGCAAACUAGGUUAGAGGACUUGGGCAGUAUCCACCAAAACAAAACACACCCCAGAAUGUACAUAUUGAUCUUAGUGAAUAUCAGUUACUAUUUUAAUAUCUGCCAGUUCUGAGGUAGGUGGAACUUAGUUCUACAUUGUGAUUUAGGAAUAUUUUAAACCUCUUCCCACAUGUUCUGUUCUGUUCAAGAGAUAAGUGAGCCAGGCCUCCAGAGUUUAAUGCUAAACCCACUUUCUCAUUUAUGCUAUCUCUCAGCCACAGCGUUUGAUGAGGCAGGGGCUAAAGACAGAAGCUAAUAAGUUAGAAAUCAUUAGUGGUUAAGCACAGCUAUCAAGUAAGUUUGAAGAAAAUAGGUUUUGUUUUUCUGUCAUUUACAGAAAUCAGGCCAAGUUAAAAUAGUUUGUAGAGAUUAUUGAAGAAUAAAAGGUUAAGAAAAAUUAGUAUACAUUUUCUGUUGAACUAUAAUUCUACUCAUUAUUCUCUCAGAAUUCUGUUCACAUUAUACAUCUUAUACUUUUCCAUUGUAUUCUUGCCUAAUACUUCUCAGAGUUCUUUCACAUAUAUGGUCUUUGUGAGGAGAGCAGAUGCUUUAUUCUUAUAUAUCCAGUUCUAUUUUAGGCAAAACCAACAUGAGAUUGGUAGAAUGACAGAAUUGGAAGUAUAUGAGGAAAAUUAGGCACAGAGAGACCUCACACUCACACUACAAGGUAAUGGCAUACCACCAUUUAAGUUGGUCAUCAAAGGCUGGUCCAAAGCAGCAUUAGAUUUAUCUUGUUAAAUGUCUGUCAAAAAAUUUACAUAACAUUUUUCGUUUCCUCAAGUAGUCAUGUUAUUGUAAUUGUUUAGUUGUAACUUUCCUCAUAACAAAUAGCAGUAUUAGAAGAUAGAACAUUCUAGUGUGAAAUUUGUACAUGGAGAAGAGGUAGUUAGAAAACGUAAUAGGAAAUGAGCAUGAAGAGUCAUUUAAGAAAUGAUAUCAUAUAAGCAAAUUUCUCUGUUGAAACUUGUACAGAAUAUGGUGCAGUGAGUAAAAGCCUCCCGGCCACAAAAACACUUUAGAUGAAUGGAUAUGUGGUUACUGUGCAAAAAUCCAUUCAGGAAAUUAACAUUUGCCUCUUUGUGGACAAAACUAAUUCACUGCUUCUGAUACAGUUGCCCUCUUGUAGGACUAAAAAAAAUUAUAGCCAAGCAUAAAUGACAUGUAUUGCUAUUAUAAUUUACUAUUAGUUACCAGUAUCUUUGGUAUCCUACUUUCAUCCCUCAUAAAGGCACGAUUCUGAGUAACUAUUGGAAAAAUAACUUCAAACCCAUUAAAAAUCUAAAAAUUAAGCUUUUUUCUUAGUUUUAAACAUGGAUCAGCCAGCACUCAGGGACAUACCCAACAUAUAAGUAGAAGCAGGAGGAAAAACAAAAUCAUUUACAUGUUCCGUGUUCAUAUCUAUUUCUACCUAGUUCGUUUAAUUUCAACCUUAUUCCUUGGUAACAGAUUUUACACAUGAAGUCAUUCAAUGACCCUAGCUUAUUGUGAAGUUAAGGGCCAAUUAAGUUGAAAUACUUUUUAAAUUUAAAAUGGAACAUCUAAAAUAGCUUUUUAAAUAGAAAUCAAAUUCUGAAAGACGUCUUUUUUUUCUGCCCAGGGUUAACCAGUUAAUAUCAUGACAUAAAUGUAGAGGUAGAAUAAUUAUAUAGUGGAAUUCCUUAAAAUAUUUCUGUAACUGGUAUGUAUUGACCAAGUGUAAAUCAAGAAGGAGAGCUCUUCCAUUCUGUUACACGGGCGUACCUCAAAGAUAUUGCAGGUUCCAGACUACCGCAAUAAAACAAAUAUCGCAAUAAAGCAGUUAGGAAUUUUUGGAUUUCCCAAUACAAAUAAAAGUUAUGUUUACACUAUACUGUAGUCCAUUGUGCAAUAGCGUUAAUAGCGUCUAAAAAAAAAUGUACAUACCUUUUAAAAAAUGCUAACCGUCACUUGAGCCUUCAGUGAGUUGUAAUCGUUUUGCUGGUGGAGGGUCUUGCCUGGAUGUUGAUGAAAAUGCAGUAUCUCUGAGGUGCAGUAAAGAGAAGUGAAAUAAAACAAAGUAUUCCAUAUUCCAUGUCAUUCUCUUGUUUAAAAAACAAAUUUCUGAAUCAUAUAGUUGUUUCUAUAAUAUUGAAAUGGCUAAAAUGUCCAAAUAAGCUACAUAAAACUUAAAGUUCAGUUGUUAAAAACUAUUGGGGUAGCUUUCUGUUAUAGGUCAUGUUAGAUUCUCUUGCCCAGGUAAGAUUACUUUAAAAGCUUUUUUGCACUUUUCUGUAAAUUAAGAGAAUGUGGAGCCAUAAAAUGGCAGGGUAUUUAUAUUUAGCCUAAUGUUGGGCAGUUUCGUACAUUUCAAAGAAGGUGUAAACUGCAAACCUACAGCCUAAUUCUUUGGGCUGGUCCUUGGCAGCAGUUCCUUUUUAGACUGUUUAUAAACAGAAUUCAGAUGUAGGUUGAAAUGAAAUUUUUCAAAAGCAAAUGUAAUAUCUUUUGGACUAAUAUAUUUUUUCAUCAUAUGCUACUAGUAUGUGCAUUAGUAUGAUAGUCUGGUAUACAUUGCAUUAAAAGAAAAAAGAGGCAGCUCUGGAUGAGCUCUUCUGUUAUCCACUUGUUCCAACAUUUUUAAGAGCUUUUUAUAGUCAUUAGGUCGUUCAAACUGGUUGGUUUAACUUCAUUACCCAGUUCUUUAAUACAAUCAAUAGAUCAAGAUGAAAAUGCAUUUAAGGCCAUGGCGAUAAGAUGUUCCAGACCUUUUAUCCCUUAAACACAAGCUUUGGAUGAUAACUACAUGUUUCAAAUACUGUUAACAUGAAUACCAAAAUGUGAUGUAUUAGAAAUAAAGGAAUAUUUUAAAAGGUAGGUAUUUGAAAAUUCUUUAGUCUUGAUGUAUAUGUAUGUUGAAUGAUAUACUCUAAAAAUAAGUGUGCGAUUUGCUAGUACUACAAUACAGUGAUUAUUAGCAUUAGGUAUGUCUCCUCUUUAUAUCCUAGCUGUGUCCCAUUUACCUGUAAGUGCAGUCCAUUCAAGUUCACUUGCUGUUUUAUCCCCACCUAAUCUCUUAUGGAAGGUUUGUCUAGAGAGUGUACUGUAUGUAUUUUUACCUUUGUAGCGCAUUGCAUGUGCUAUUUGUAACCACAGCUGUUGUUUUAAUGUUGACAUAACUCUAAAUGUUACCGUAAAUGUUCUCAUAUAUCAGCUUUGAUCCUUUAAGUAAAUUUAAGAAAUAAAUACUUGUUCAAAUUUUU
This is a messenger RNA of Pteropus alecto (black flying fox), 7199 nucleotides long. RefSeq names its product interleukin 6 signal transducer (gene IL6ST). Gene Ontology annotation, molecular function: cytokine binding; cytokine receptor activity. The record is from RefSeq and is a predicted model, not a curated record. The transcript has 17 exons. The coding region runs from base 230 to 2986 and encodes 918 amino acids. Gene Ontology annotation, biological process: cytokine-mediated signaling pathway. Lineage: Eukaryota; Metazoa; Chordata; Mammalia; Chiroptera; Pteropodidae. Gene Ontology annotation, cellular component: external side of plasma membrane; membrane; signaling receptor complex.